UGGUCAGCGGGUGCUGUCCGUUAAACCUGUACGGAACAGUUUCCACACGCCCGAUCAUUGUGUAAGCGUCUCUCCCACCCUUGAACCUGCGUCAUGCCGACGUCACCUGUUAAAACGAGGAUCCCCCUCACCAGCUUUGGACACUUGGUAACAGAGGUGAAGAGACAGCUGUUUGGCAUUGAGGCCCCUUCUUCUGUGGAACUGACGGGCUGGAGGAAAUACUUUAAUAGCUACACUCUGCAGGGUCGCAGAAAUUGUGUCUUGGCUACUUAUGGGAUCUUUGCAGUAACGGCAGCUGCCUACUUGAUGCUUAGACAAAAGAAAAAAGAAAACCAGACAUCCACCUCCACGAGAGGCUAACGUCUUGCAGUCAUGCGUUUUCUCUGUGAUGUGAGGGGUACUGCACCUUCAAAUGUGUCAGCUGAAAGUUAGAGUGUUAAUAAAUGCUUUGUCCGUGCUUGUCUGAUCAUUAUUCAUUGAUAUAAUGAACAAUCCGUCUGCUGCUGCAGAAACUGCAACAAAAUCCGCAAUUUUCUUAUCUGUUUAUUACCCUUAGAGCAGCGUGUUUUUCUCUAUAAGAAAUAUAAAAUAAGAAGAAUGGCUGCACAUUUUUUUACAGUUUGAUUCAUGAAUGCAUUCACGUUCAUGACUUUUCUUGUAAUCCUUUUUGAAUUCUUCGCCGCAGGUUGAUUGACGAGGUAGUCGGUUAACCUGCGGUCUAUUGGCAUGCUUGACAUGACAUGGAAAUAAUUGCAGCCCUUUGACUAUGCGCUUAAGCAAUAAUUGUUAAGCUAAGCUGACAGAACAAAAAGGAAACAAGAUUCUUACCUGAGAUCUUACACGCAGGCACCUGUGCUGCUGCUGCUGCAUCAGUGAGGUUUACAAUUACUUUACACCACCGGACUUUGUAAAGCAUGAUGUUCACAGCAUGGCGUCUCAAAGUGGACUGAGCAACAGAUGACCAGCCGGGAAGGAGUGAAUGAUGGAGGAUCUGCCAGUGAAAAACGGAGUAACUGGUGCAACAGGUGGUCAAGAGGAGGAUUGUUCCUUGUAGGAUGGUCAGAGACAAUUGCAAUAAAGUGGUAGUACAAAGCCCAAAACAGAGCCACGCAGCCGAACCACAGAGCUCGAGUGAGCCCUCUGAAGAACACCGGGAACAGAGCCCAAACAGAGCGGAGUCGAGAGAGCGGCAGCUGGAUUUACUGCACUGGGUCAAAAACAACUAUGAGGAAGACGCUGAGCUCUGGGAAGUGACUGGAGCUGAUUCCGAUGGCUUGCCCACACACCUCCGUCCGUUCACCAGCGAAGCAGAGUAUAAACUAGUGAAAAGUACUUACCAGCAGCUUCUGCAGAGUGAUUACUACUGGGGAUCCCUGACCAUGGAAGAAGCCCACGGAAAACUCAAAAAUGCUCCUGCUGGAACUUUCCUCAUCAGGGACAGCGGGCAGCCGGAUGUUUUCUUCACUCUGAGUUACCAAAGCGACGAUGGCCCGACGAGUGUUCGCAUCCAGCUGAACAAGCUGCACUUCAAUCUGUUUGGCAGCCAGAGGACUUUUCCUUCACUCUUUGCUCUGCUGACUUACUACACCAGCUCCUGCUGUAAACUGACGGUGCCCUUUCGCAUUCACCGCCCAGAGGGCCUGAAACAGAUGUGCAGGAGGGCCUUUGUAGGCGUGUUUGGAGCAGAUAGGAUAAGCACAUUACCUGGUCUCAACAAGCAAGUGAAAAGCUACCUUUGGGCAUACCCUCACCCUAUAUAGACCCAUGUGCUCCAAGUUUCUGUGUCAGGAUGUUGUGCUAUCACAAGGAUAAAGAAUGUUAUUUCUUACUUUUUAAAGAAGUUAUCCUUUGUAUUAUAAAUGAGAGAUAAUAGAAGCUCACUGCAGGUGACUGCUAUGAAUGAUAUUAUUGGAGAGACAAGCGAGUAGAAGGACGUAACCAUCAGAGGUAGAAAUGGCUACAUGAGGUAAUUCAGGCGACCUGCGGUACAGAUGGACAACCUGAAGGUUUCUGGUUGUUGAGAGGUUAUUUGCACACCUUCUGAAAAUGUAUUGUUUUACAGAUUUGACAAAGCACGUGUUAUCGUUGUUUUGGGUUUUUUGGGGGGGUUUGUUUUAUAUGCACUGUCAGAAGUCAACAAUUAUUAUUUAUAUAACUAAAGUUUCUAGCAAUUUUCCCUGUAAAGGCUGCACCACUGCCUGUAUGAUGACAUUUCAGCUUGUCGUGCCUAUGAAAAUGUCAACUGCUGCUGUUUAAAGCUGCACUAACUGAUAUCUGAACUCAUGAACGCAUGAGCAAGCAGCCAUGUCAACAGCUCAUGAACGUGAGGGUAAAUCAGCUGUAAAAAUCCACUUGGAGUGAUGGUUUCUGGCUCGUUUCUUCUCUUUCUUUUUUUGCGUUGCUUGUUUGGUAACAUUAGGUUAAUUAUCUCAAUAUCUUGGUACAAGGGUUCAUUUGCUCUGGAUGAUGGGGGGGAAACAGAGUAACGGAUUCUAACCGCUAAAUUGAUGUUUAUAAUUCACAGAAUUUGCAGUUAAUACGAUUCAGAUAUCGGUUAACUUUGCCGCGGUUCUUUAUGAAGUUGCAGAUGUAAUCUUCCCAUUACAGGAGGAAUCCUCUUUUUCUGUUUUCGCACAAAAAGAGGAUUCCUCCAGCUGUAGCUGACCUUAGAUUCUGUAGUUUUGCUCUCACCUGUAUUAAAAAAAAGCAUCGACUUUGUGUUUUUUGUCUUCCUGCUGGUGUUUCGUGUUGGCCUUCUCCUGCCUGGCUGUCAAGGGGUCGGCUACAGCAGCUAAACUGAGCAGCAGAGUUGACUGAAUGUUUGUUUUCGUCACUUAUAGGCAUUCUAUGUAGAUUCCAGAAUAAUUCUUUUUUUAAUGUAAAAGUAUUGAUUAAUGCAGCUGAUCAACACUUGAAAUGAUUCUAGUUACUGUCUUUGGUCUUCUGGUACAAUAUGCAUGUAAUAUUGUCUUGUUCAUAUUGAAUAAAUAAUUUUUUAUACGAAAUAAAAUAUAU
Messenger RNA from Pelmatolapia mariae (spotted tilapia), 3015 nucleotides. RefSeq names its product suppressor of cytokine signaling 1-like. The coding region runs from base 1056 to 1760 and encodes 234 amino acids. The record is from RefSeq and is a predicted model, not a curated record. Gene Ontology annotation, biological process: phosphatidylinositol phosphate biosynthetic process. The transcript is spliced from 7 exons. Gene Ontology annotation, molecular function: 1-phosphatidylinositol-3-kinase regulator activity. Lineage: Eukaryota; Metazoa; Chordata; Actinopteri; Cichliformes; Cichlidae. Gene Ontology annotation, cellular component: phosphatidylinositol 3-kinase complex.